AUGGCGAGAAACGCGUAUUCAGCAUUCCAGAAACACCUGUUGUUCUUCUCAACCCCCACAACCCCACCUAGACUUACGUUCAAGUCAGCCCUGCGGGCCGGCGUGUCCCUCGGAUUGGACUUUCCCGUGGCAGUCCUGCUGAGUGUUUCUCUAAGAAUUCUCUAUGCGCCAUUUCCCUACUUCUGGUCUCCUAUCAUCGUCGACAAGAUCCCGGCUUCGUCCCACCGUACUCAGCUGGAAAAUGCUACGCUUCCACAGGGAAAGACUAAUUACACAUGCUCCGAGCUUCUGUCUCUCUUGCAACAAAGCGAAAACGGGGGACGUAACAAAGUGUGGUUGUCGCACAAGAUAGACCAAGGCCACAUUGUGGGAUUUUGGACGAUGGCAGCAAACACACAGUCGCAUACUGUUAGCAAAGAGGAUGUCGAGCGGUUUCAGCAAGGCAACUGGGAAAACGCUGUAGUUGAGAGACGGAGAGGGCGUCAUGACGUGUUGCCGCUCUGGAGAGGUGGACCUAUCUGGAUAGGUGGCCAUAGCUGGGCCGUCCGUAGGGUACUAAAUGUUAGGGUUUAUGAAACCAAAGAACUUUAA
Bipolaris zeicola 26-R-13 is the source of this 591-nucleotide messenger RNA. RefSeq lists its product as uncharacterized. Lineage: Eukaryota; Fungi; Ascomycota; Dothideomycetes; Pleosporales; Pleosporaceae. The coding region runs from base 1 to 591 and encodes 196 amino acids. The transcript has a single exon. The record is from RefSeq and is a predicted model, not a curated record.